CCAUUCUUCUGGCGGGAGUCUGUUCUUCCUUCUCUCCAAACUCUUCUGAAUUUAAUUGUUCUCUGAAUUUGUGUGGCAAGACGCAUCAAUCUCCUCGGUUAUUGGAUUCCUACCAUCACCUGCAAUUCAUUUCGCCUCACUCACAACCUCGGUUUAAUUUCUCCUUUCGUGUCUGUCAUUGUGUAUCUCAAUAUACUUCUUGUGCGUGUGACGGUUCUGAAUUCUGGUGUGUAGUGUUAAGUAGGGCAAUAAUAAAUAAUAUAUGGGACAUUAUAAUAUAUUGCCGCGAGUCUCUAGUGGCAGAUCAACGACUUCGCAAUCGGCAGGGGCAUUGUGUUAUCGCAGUUGUAGGAGAUCGUAUUCAACCGCGUUUAGGGAAGAAAGCGACACUUUUGGCCCUAUCUUAGUUCCCUCCGAUAAGCUUUGGGGGGCACAAACUCAAAGGUCAUUGCAGAAUUUUGAUAUUGGCGGCCAGCGUGAUCGAAUGCCCGAACCUAUUGUUCGGGCGUUUGGCAUCCUCAAGAAAUGUGCUGCCAAGGUGAAUAUGGAGUAUGGUCUUGAUCCAGAAAUAGGGAAAGCAAUCAUGCAAGCCGCACAAGAAGUAGCUGAGGGGAAGUUAACUGAUCAUUUUCCACUUGUCAUAUGGCAAACUGGCAGUGGCACUCAAAGUAACAUGAAUGCCAAUGAGGUUAUUGCUAAUAGGGCGGCUGAAAUCCUUGGGCAUAAGCGUGGUGAAAAGUUUGUUCAUCCAAACGACCGUGUUAACAGAUCUCAAUCUUCUAACGACACAUUCCCAACUGUAAUGCAUAUUGCUGCUGCAAUGGAAAUAAAUUCAAGAUUAAUUCCAAAUUUGAGUACCUUGCAUAAUUCACUACAUUUAAAGUCCAUUGAAUUUAAGGAUAUUGUCAAAAUUGGGCGCACUCACACUCAAGAUGCAACACCUUUGACUCUGGGGCAAGAAUUUAGUGGCUAUACGACACAAGUGAAGUAUGGCAUUGACCGAGUCAUGUCCACUCUGCCUCGCAUUUAUCAGCUUGCACAGGGUGGCACAGCUGUAGGAACCGGAUUGAACACAAAGAAUGGGUUUGAUGUAAAGAUUGCUGCAACAGUAGCCGAGGAAACAAACUUGCCUUUUGUCACAGCAGAAAACAAGUUUGAAGCUUUGGCUGCGCAUGAUGCUUUUGUUGAAACCAGUGGAGCCCUCAACACAAUUGCUACUUCUCUAAUGAAAAUCGUCAAUGACAUACGCUUAUUAGGAAGUGGUCCACGUUGCGGCCUUGGUGAACUCAUUCUUCCUGAAAAUGAGCCAGGCAGUAGUAUCAUGCCUGGAAAAGUCAAUCCGACUCAAUGUGAAGCACUCACAAUGGUCUGCGCUCAGGUUAUGGGGAACCAUGUGGGCAUCACAGUGGGUGGAUCAAAUGGCCACUUUGAGCUGAAUGUAUUCAAGCCAAUGAUUGCUAGUGGUCUCUUACAUAUGAUAGAUCCCUGAUCAAAUUCUCUUAUGCAGUCAUUGAUGCUUGUCACAUCCUUG
This is a messenger RNA of Mangifera indica (mango), 1531 nucleotides long. RefSeq names its product fumarate hydratase 1, mitochondrial-like. Gene Ontology annotation, cellular component: tricarboxylic acid cycle heteromeric enzyme complex; mitochondrion. The coding region runs from base 263 to 1489 and encodes 408 amino acids. Gene Ontology annotation, molecular function: fumarate hydratase activity. The transcript has 14 exons. Lineage: Eukaryota; Viridiplantae; Streptophyta; Magnoliopsida; Sapindales; Anacardiaceae. The record is from RefSeq and is a predicted model, not a curated record. Gene Ontology annotation, biological process: fumarate metabolic process; tricarboxylic acid cycle; malate metabolic process.